Molecule: messenger RNA, 1020 nt
Organism: Fomitopsis serialis
Lineage: Eukaryota; Fungi; Basidiomycota; Agaricomycetes; Polyporales; Fomitopsidaceae
Exons: 2
Source: RefSeq, a predicted model, not a curated record
ACCCUGCGCACGUGGCUCGACUUCCCCACGAAGACCGCUUCCUACCUCCGCUCUCUCUUCAUCCGCGCUAUCAUCUCUGCCUUCCGCACCUCUGAUGUCCUCCUUCUGGAUGGCGUCUGGGACAUCUACCUGCGCGCGGAGGCAUCUCUUCUCCUUCCUCAUGAGCGCCAUCGUCUUGUCUCCUCCAACCGUCUGGACAUGUUCUACUAUGAUCUCUGCCGGGCUCCCAGUUCUCUCUCAGCCAACUUGACCAAGUCGUCGUCUGUUCUUCAGCGCUGGUGUGCGCAGAACGAUGACAAGCGCUUGCCUUUCCGGGAGCUCGCUAGGGGCCGUCGCGCAGUAACAUCUCCCUCUGGCCCCUUCCAUCCUGACAACAUAGGCAAGGUUGGCGCCAUUGCCAGCGGUAUCCUCCACCGCUGCAUCACCUUUGGAGCCAAGGCCUCCUACCUCUCUCCCAACUUCUUCCCUUCUCUCAAGGACUUCAAGAAACUCGUCGCUGCUCACCCGGAGGACUACCUCUGCGACAAGUCAUGCUAUGGGACACACCAACCCCAGCGCGGUCCUCAGCAUGCGGAGGCUUAUUUUGCAGCUGAGCCUCACUUCCGUGAGUUCUUUCAUGCGCACCCGGUUGCGUUCAUGGAUGCGCGACAGGAGUUCCUUGCAGAGUGUCGCACUGGAGCUAUCCAGCGCAAGCACCUUCCAUCCUCUGGACCUCUGACUUCCACUCUCCUGGCUGCUGACUUUGCAUAUGCUGGGAAGGUGAAGAUGCCGACGGUGGAGGAGAUGGGUGAGGUGGUUUGGAACUUGAAGGCUGGUGCGUUUGCCGGUCUUGCAUGUCUUGGACUGAUCAGCGGCAAGUCAGCUACUCAAGAUGAAGUGUGCAAGGCUUUUAAGCUUGCACAUGAUCAUCUUGAGGCCAAGCUGUCUGCUGAUGUGAAGUCCAAGAUUGUGUUUGAUCCUGUCAUGGUAGAGCACACGCUGUGCAAAGUGAAGAGGGCUGGGAAGAAGGUGCCAUUUUAG